Messenger RNA from Hansenula anomala, 1377 nucleotides. RefSeq lists its product as uncharacterized. Lineage: Eukaryota; Fungi; Ascomycota; Saccharomycetes; Phaffomycetales; Wickerhamomycetaceae. The record is from RefSeq and is a predicted model, not a curated record. The coding region runs from base 1 to 1377 and encodes 458 amino acids. The transcript has a single exon. Gene Ontology annotation, molecular function: ATP hydrolysis activity.
AUGACCACAGCUAAGGCAUUCACCUCCAGAAAGAGACCAUCUGGUAAUACCAAUAAGAGAAAUACCAAAAGAUCUGAUAAUAAUCAACCAUUUAUACCAAGUGCUGCUGUUAAGAAAAUUUCACAAAUUCAAUUAUCUGAUGAACAACAAGUACUAAAAUCCAAUAUAUUCAAAUUCAUUAAUGAUAAUCUUGAGAAUUAUACUGGUAAUCCAUCAGUUUAUUUGAUCGAUGGUGAUGCAGGUACUGGUAAAUCAGUUAUAUUGAAUUCAUUAUUUAAUGAGAUUCAAAAGAUUUCAAGAACUAGUAGUGAUGCAGAGAAACAAAUCUUAACAAACACAAAGAAUUACCUUGUUGUUAAUCAUCCUGAAAUGUUGAAACUAUAUCAUCAAAUCUCAAGACAAUUCCCAUAUAUUUUGAAAACUGAUUUAGAAAGACCAACUUCAUUGAUUAAUAAAUUUCAAAAGAAUAAAGACACUGAUAAGGUUGAUGUCUUGAUUAUUGAUGAAGCUCAUUUAUUAGCCACUGCAAAAGAUCCAUUCAAGAGAUUUAAUCAAGAUAAUCAUUUAGAAGAAUUGUUGAAAAUAUCUAAAAUUGUUAUUAUUGUAUUUGAUGAGAAACAAUCAUUAAGAAUGGGAUCAUAUUGGUCUUUAAAUGAUUCAAAAGAUGGUGCUUCAAUUUUGCCAUUUUUGGAAACACAAUCUUUACAAAGUUUCGAAAGUUUCAACUUAACAAAACAGUUUAGAGUUAGUGCUAAACCUGAUUUGAUCAAAUGGAUCACUGAAUUAUCUACAACAAAGGCAUUAUUACCAUUACCAAUUGAUGAUUAUGAAUCUAAAACAUUUGAUUUUAAAAUAUUUGAAAAUUGUCAAGAAAUGUAUAACUCAAUUAAAUUACAAAAUUCAAAAUUUGGACAAUCAAGAAUUUUAGCAACUUAUGAUUUCCCAUAUAGACUAGAUGGGAAAGAUUAUUUUGUUUAUUCAGAAUCUGAUGAUUUCAAAUUACGUUGGGAUCGUUAUUUACCACAAUUGACCACUCCAUGGUCUGAAAGAGAUGAUACAAUUGAUGAAGUUGGUUCUGUUUAUACUAUUCAAGGGUUUGAUUUAAAUUAUGCAGGUGUUAUCCUAGGUAGAAGUAUUGGAUAUGAUUCUACUAAGGAUUGUAUUAAAAUUAAGCCUGAAUUUUAUGAUGAUAAUGCUGGGUUCACUAAAAAGAAGAAUAUACAUAAUGUUGAUAAAGUUAAGGAAAAGAUUAUUUUGAAUAGUGUUAAUGUGUUGUUGACUAGAGGUGUUAAAGGGUUAUAUAUCUUUGCCUGGGAUAAAGAAUUGAGAGAGAGAUUGAUGAAAGGUGACUCCAGGGUGCUCGUGAGGAAUAGCUGA